Messenger RNA from Trichomycterus rosablanca, 1350 nucleotides. RefSeq names its product Unc4.1 homeobox (C. elegans) (gene uncx4.1). Gene Ontology annotation, molecular function: DNA-binding transcription factor activity, RNA polymerase II-specific; sequence-specific double-stranded DNA binding. Gene Ontology annotation, biological process: regulation of DNA-templated transcription. The transcript is spliced from 3 exons. The coding region runs from base 1 to 1350 and encodes 449 amino acids. The record is from RefSeq and is a predicted model, not a curated record. NCBI's taxonomy places the organism in Eukaryota, Metazoa, Chordata, Actinopteri, Siluriformes, Trichomycteridae.
AUGAUGGACAGUAGGAUGCUGGAGCACCCUCGAGCCCAGUACGGCAUGGUCGGCGUCGGAUUUCCUUACCACCUCGGCCACCAUCGUCACAUCUACGAGCUCUCGGGACACCAGGUGCAGCCCUUGGCUGCUGCACCCUUUUCCAUUGACGGAUUACUGAACGGGUCCUGCUCGGCCUCUGUGGUCAGCCCGAGUCCCCUGAUCGCUGCCAGCUGCGGCAUUAACGGGGAUGUUCAACCGUACAAACUUGGCGACGGUGGGGAUCUGGAUAAAGAGAGUCCUGGCUGUAAACGGAGAAGAACCCGCACAAACUUUACCGGGUGGCAACUGGAAGAGCUCGAAAAGGCGUUUAACGAAAGCCAUUAUCCAGAUGUGUUUAUGCGCGAGGCCCUCGCGCUCCGUCUGGACCUCGUUGAGUCACGUGUGCAGGUCUGGUUUCAAAAUCGCCGGGCAAAAUGGAGAAAGAAGGAGAACACAAAGAAAGGACCCGGCCGACCGGCUCACAACUCUCAUCCCACGACGUGUAGCGGGGAGCCGAUGGACCCUGAGGAAAUCGCUCGGAGAGAGCUGCUGCGCCUCGAGAAAAAGAAAAGGAAACAGGAACGGAGGUUGUUGAAGUCCCAGAACAAGCUGUUAAAUUCGGACUUGCUUCACACGCCCGGUUCGGACAGCGAUGUCUCGCAGAGCACCGACAACGAAUUCACCCAAAGCAGCGAUCCCACGAGCAACGCACACCAAACCGAACGCGACACGUACGAAGAAACCGGCCGGCAACGCGAGUUGGCAGAAUCAGCUGACAAUCACCCACCAAACCCGAUUUUGUGCCCUGGCGGAGAUACCUUGCAGGCCUUACGGCCUUCCGCCCUGCACAAGCUCAACCCUUUUAGUGUUGAAAGUUUGCUGGCUGAUCCCAGUCCUAAACGGAAACCGGAUUUCCCUCAGAGACCUGUGCUCGGUAAAGGUCACUUCUUGUUGUAUCCCAUCACGCAGCCUUUGGGUUUCAUUGUCCCGCAGACGGCAACGAAAGUGAGCGACUCUAGUCACAGGUGUACCUGUCUGACGUCAGAAAACUCGUCAGGAUUUGACGUAAAAAGCAACAAUCACGCGUGCUGCAGUAAUGACGCCAACACUUUUGCUCCUGAAAAUAAGGGUCUGAAAAACUGUUUGAUAAAAAACUGCUCGGCCAAGGAAAGUGCAGGGAAUUUUGCUGAGGUUCAUUUUGUACACAAUGGUGGGUCGGACAGAACAAAUAGCACGUCAGAUAAAGAAACCGUGUCGGACUCCUCUGACAACACAUUAACACACAAGUAUUCUGACAGAAAUAUAAAAGAAGACGUGGACAUAGACUGA